AUGGGUUUCCAACAAUACAUACAUAACGACCAUGACGAGCUCAGCGACUUUGGAUUUUCUCAAUUGAAAGAAAAGUGCCUCAAUGCAAGAAAUGUUUCAUACUCCCCCUAUUCCAAUUUUCGAGUGGGAUGUACGAUACUCACUGAAACGGGCGAACACUUCUCGGGUGCCAAUGUCGAGAAUGCCUCGUAUGGUGCCGGAGUUUGUGCUGAAAGAACAGCCAUUUGUAAGGCAGUUACUGAGGGCCACCGCAAAUUCAAAAUCAUAGCCAUCUCUGGAGAUGACGAAGAGCCUAUCACACCAUGUGGUAUUUGCAGACAGUUUAUCAGAGAAUUUGCACCCGAGGUACCCAUUUACAUGUUCAAUAAAGAUGGCUCCAAGUUCAUCAAGGUCUUCUUACAAGACUUGCUCCCAUUGAGCUUUGGCCCAGAAAACCUAGGGAUCAAAUUUCUCAUACAGUAA
Suhomyces tanzawaensis NRRL Y-17324 is the source of this 462-nucleotide messenger RNA. RefSeq names its product cytidine deaminase. The coding region runs from base 1 to 462 and encodes 153 amino acids. The transcript has 5 exons. NCBI's taxonomy places the organism in Eukaryota, Fungi, Ascomycota, Pichiomycetes, Serinales, Debaryomycetaceae. The record is from RefSeq and is a predicted model, not a curated record. Gene Ontology annotation, cellular component: cytosol. Gene Ontology annotation, molecular function: zinc ion binding; cytidine deaminase activity.